This is a messenger RNA of Balaenoptera ricei (Rice's whale), 3181 nucleotides long. RefSeq names its product beta-1,3-galactosyltransferase 2 (gene B3GALT2). The transcript is spliced from 2 exons. Gene Ontology annotation, cellular component: membrane. Lineage: Eukaryota; Metazoa; Chordata; Mammalia; Artiodactyla; Balaenopteridae. The record is from RefSeq and is a predicted model, not a curated record. Bases 693 to 1961 code for a protein of 422 amino acids. Gene Ontology annotation, molecular function: N-acetyl-beta-D-glucosaminide beta-(1,3)-galactosyltransferase activity.
CCUGUGCAGCAGCUGAGGAACCCUGGAUUUCAUAUUACAGACUAAAACCCUGGUAAAACUGCUCAAAAUCCUUCCUGCAGCUGCCAGGCAACAACGACAGAGAGUUAAAUCCUGUUCUUCUCCAAUACAAUCGAAGCACUCCAUUCUAGCUCUGGCUGCUUUUGAUUGCAGCUCAGUGUUCUUACUAGAAAUAUGGAUACUGAGAAGAGAAUACAGCACUGCAUUGUCCGGCCAGGAAAACAGCAGAUGUAAAAAGCUUCAAUGCAUCAACUGUCAGCAGAAGUCGACAGUGCUCCAAACAGAACGAACAACCACAGCUCUUUUGUUUAAAGAAAGAGAAAGAAAAUGAAAGAAAGGAAAAACCUCAGAAGACCAGGACCCAUAUGAACAAGAAGGGGAACUCGAAGACAAGCAGACAGAUGGACACUCUGGACACUGUGAAAGGCAAUCGCAGGAGGCAGACUGCUGGGGGAGGUGCGCAUGUUCGAUAGCAUCUUGGCUGAAGUGACGGCGUGCCAAAAGUAUCUUCAGUGGGCAUAACCCUCGCCACAUAAAUGCCUGACCAAGGAAGAAUGACUGCGAGGGAGACGACGUGACCGCAUUAGAAAAUGAUUACCAAAAAACAGUAGAUUCAGGAGAAGAACACAUUCUCAGCCACCGAUCUCUCUCAUCCACUACUGGAUAUUUACAACAUGCUUCAGUGGAGAAGAAGACACUGCUGCCUUGCAAAGCUGAGCUGGAAUGCCAAGAGGUCUCUGUUCCGCACCCAUCUUAUUGGUGUACUUUCUCUUGUGUUUCUGUUUGCCGUGUUUUUGUUUUUCAAUCAUCACGACUGGCUGCCAGGCAGAACUGGAUUCAAAGAAAACCCUGUGACAUACGCUUUCCGUGGAUUUCGUUCCACACAGAGUGAGACAAACCACAGCUCUCUUCGGAACAUCUGGAAAGAAGCAGUCCCGCAGACUCUGAGGCCGCAAACAGCAACUAACUCCAAUAACACAGAUUUGUCACCACAAGGAGUUACAGGGCUGGAGAAUACACUCAGUGCCAAUGGAAGUAUUUACAAUGAAAAAGGCACUGGACAUCCAAAUUCUUACCAUUUCAAAUACCUUAUCAAUGAACCUGAAAAAUGCCAGGAGAAAAGCCCUUUUUUAAUACUACUAAUAGCUGCAGAACCUGGACAGAUAGAAGCUAGAAGAGCUAUUCGUCAAACUUGGGGCAAUGAAAGUCUAGCACCUGGUAUCCAAAUCAUACGAAUUUUUUUGUUGGGUGUAAGUAUUAAGUUAAAUGGCUACCUUCAACGUGCAAUACUGGAAGAAAGCAGACAAUACCACGAUAUAAUUCAACAGGAAUAUUUAGAUACAUACUAUAAUCUGACCAUUAAAACACUAAUGGGCAUGAACUGGGUUGCCACAUACUGUCCACAUAUUCCAUAUGUUAUGAAAACUGACAGUGACAUGUUUGUCAACACCGAAUAUUUAAUACUUAAGUUACUGAAGCCAGACCUGCCUCCUAGACAUAACUAUUUUACUGGUUACCUAAUGAGGGGAUACGCACCCAACAGAAACAAAGACAGCAAGUGGUACAUGCCACCAGACCUCUACCCAAGUGAGCGCUAUCCUGUCUUCUGUUCCGGGACUGGUUAUGUUUUUUCUGGAGAUCUGGCAGAGAAGAUAUUUAAAGUUUCUUUAAGCAUACGUCGUUUGCACUUGGAAGAUGUAUAUGUAGGGAUCUGUCUUGCCAAGUUGAGAAUUGAUCCUGUCCCCCCUCCCAAUGAGUUUGUGUUCAAUCACUGGCGAGUUUCUUAUUCAAGCUGUAAAUACAGCCACCUAAUUACCUCUCAUCAGUUCCAGCCUAGUGAACUGAUAAAAUACUGGAACCAUUUACAACAAAAUAAGCACAACGCUUGUGCCAAUGCAGCAAAAGAAAAAGCAGGCAGGUAUCGCCACCGCAAACUCCACUAGAAAAGACAACUUUUUUUUUUUUUUCCCAAACGUGCAAUCUGUAGAAUAUUGCUAAAAGCAUGUAUAGUUAAAACUGAUCACAUCCAUAGGACAAGUUUUAGUUAAAACUCAUCGCAUAAAGGAAUCCAAAAAUAUUUUUUUAAUUUCUGAAGAAGGUAAUUCUUAAAAAUACAUGAUAUAACAAAAAGGUAUCCCAAACAAUCUACUAAAAAUCCACAUAUGGGGAUUCUGUGUAUUAACAUGCAAUAACAGGCGUGCAUACAUCAAUGGUUCAACUCUUACGUUAGGGGCCAAGAAGGUGUGUUUGCAUAUGUUUUCCACAUAAAUUUUAAUUUAAGAAAUGGAUACAGUCAAAAGACCCUUCAUUUGGGAUUCAGUUUUUCAUUUCAAUAUAUAAUUAAAUGUAAAUAAAACAUUAUUGUCAAUUUUAAGGAAACUUUAUAAUUCUGCAAAGGACAAAUUUUGACCUAUUCUAGGGUUCUAAAAACCAUAGUCCAUGCAAUAAGAUUUAGUUGAAUUAUUCCAUAAACAUAUUUAUAAAGUUCAGAUGUUUCAUCAAUGCAGUUCUCAUCUAAGUAUUUACUUUUUAAAAACAAUUGAGAUAUUCAUUUUCUUUUAUCAAUACGCACAUAUACUGGGGGAAUUUAUUUUGACAUGACGUGAUAAAAUGUGAAAAAAAAUCAAUGUGUCUCAGGCUCACGUUUUUAUAAAAAAAAAAAAAUUAAAUGUUUCAAAAUAGAACAUCUGUUCCCUCGUUGGUGUUCAGGGCCAAGCUAGUACUUCAGUGAUUUACUCAGUCAACCAGUUACUGCACUCUCAAGGAGCAUCACCACUUAACUUCAAGCAUAUCUGAAAAAAUCUAUCAUUUUCCUCUAACUGAAGCAAAAGUGAUUACUUACAGGCACAAAGAGGAUGCACUGUUGAAAAAAGAUAAAGGAUAAAGAGUGCAGCGGCAGUUUCAUUCAAUACAUUUUAAGAUGCAUGUCUGUCAAACUGCAACAUAUGGGAAGUUUAUUUCCUGACAGCAGGUGUACACAUGCCAAUACUUAAUCAUUUUACGGCACCUACUUCUUUCUCUGAGUGCCAAGUUUACAAACCUGCAGUUUUUAAUUUGGUGGAUGACAAAUAUUCUGUACCACUGAUUAAAAACUUUUCUGGGAGGGAUGGGGGAAAACUACAAAUGCUUGAUGAACACUUGAUUCUAGGAUAAACAAUGUAUA